Prorocentrum cordatum is the source of this 3822-nucleotide messenger RNA. NCBI's taxonomy places the organism in Eukaryota, Dinophyceae, Prorocentrales, Prorocentraceae. The record is from the annotation of a GenBank genome assembly.
AUGUCUCAAGUUGCCCCUCCUGAUCUGUCCGGCGUGGUGGCGACGAAGGGCGAGGUGAUCCGCACCCCGCCGCCAGCACGUGAGAGGAGUACGCCUCGGAUGGAGCUGAGCCGCCCUAAGCAGGCGAAGCCGAUGGCCUCGAAGUCAGCCCCCGCUUCCAAGCCGAGCCUGGUCCGCCUGGGGGGGAAGACCGACGCGCUGGCGGCGGCCAUUCGCAUGCCUGGGGUACGCUCGUCCCCAGGCCAGCCUGCGACGUCGGCCGCACAUGAGCAGGUGGCGCCGGUCCUCCCGGCGGCACCUGCCAGCGGUGCCACUCAGGUGGAGACACCUGAUUACUACGACUGGAGGUCCGAGGCGUACUUGCACCAGCGGUUCCCCUCCGAGUACGCGUCGCAGCUUGUGAAGAUGAAGACCAGGCUGAAGCAGUACAACGAUGGCAUCAAUGACGUGCGGCACUACUGGGUCAAGUGCGAGCCCGACGACGACGGUGCUGCCACGCCUUGCAGGGGAACGGCUACCCCAAACGUGGCGGAGAUGCUGGAGAAGAACCUGACAGAGAUCUGUUCCGAGAUCGGCCUGCCCCUGGAGAAGAUCGCGUCGGCGUGCGGCUGCGCGUCCCUGUCCGCUCUGAUCGCCAAGCUCGCCGAGGGUGCCGAGUUCGAGGACGAGGAUGACAUGAAGCACGAGCUGGACACGUUGGUCCUUUGGGUGGUGGAGGGGGGCGAGAUGGCGUCGAGCGCGCCACGGGCCAAGCAGCUUGCUGCGGCCGUGCCGUUGCCCGUCGUCAUGGAGGGGUCCCAGGAGAGCAUGCGCAGCGACAUGGACGCGGCGCCUGAGUUCCCCGACCUCGAUGCCAUCGACUCGGCUUUCUGCCCAGAGGAAGCUGGCGCGCCCCCUGACGACGUUGGCUCGGCAGCUGGCGUCGCAAAUAUGCUGGCCACAGAUGAGGAGAUGGUUGCGCUGCAAACGAGCUUCUCGUGCAUGGAGGCGGGGGGUACCUACCGCAACUCUGUGACGGACCCAGAUCUGUAUGCGAAGUUCGGCAGGCAGGUCGCGAACAAAGAGAUCUUCCCCGCGGGCCUGAAGACCGAGUUGUCCACCAAGAAGAAGAAGACCGAUCUCUUCAACCUUUGGCUCGAGCAGGAUCAAGACAUGCAGCGCGUAAGUGUGGUCAUCCAGAGGCGCCUCGAGAAUGAGCAGAAGGGCGAAUCUGAGUACUCCUGGCUCAAGGCUCGGCAGAUCGUGGCGCUCGGGAUCUACGCGGAGGACGGCGUGAAGAAGCUCAUCGAGAAAAAGUUGAAGGAGAAACAAUACUUGAGAGAUGGCGAGUUUCCAGAGAAAGACGACGAGAACUACUACUAUGUCCGCACUGCCCUCAAGAAUACGAAGACGACCAAGCAGAUAGAUUCCUUGAGUGUCUCCCACGCGACCGAGACGGACACGCACGGGCUGCAGGCGCUCAUCGGUGAGGGCGGGGUCCUGAACGCCGACAUGCAGGUCCUCGUCGGGGGCGCCAGCAGCGUCGACGCGUUCGACCUCAGCAGCGUGGUGCCCGGCAAGAAGCAGCCGCCCCCGACAGGCGUGGAGCAGUCCACGGCCAACGUUGUGGCGUCGGUGACGCCCUUGCAGAAGUGCCUCGAGAUGAUGAAGGACAUGGGCAAGCAGAGGGGCAAUGCCGAACGCUUGGCGUUCGAGCUGGGAGCCUUCAAGCUGAGCACCGAGAUGGAGAAGCAAAUGGGGACCCACGCGUCCCGCAUGAAGGCGCUAAACCUCAAAGUCAUGGGGUGGACGAAGUGGUUCGAUGAGAGGCACGACGCGGGCAAGACCAUGGUCAACAGAAUCCAGAACAAACGCAAGCGGGAGGCAGAUCCCACGAAGCAGACGUCCGAGGGUGGCGCUGCAGCUUGGCCCAGCCCAGCUGUCGAUCCUCCAGGCAGCUUCGGGAUGCGCCCCCUGUCCCCGGGAGAUGCCAUGGCCCGCAUCCAUGCCGCAUCCAAUGGCGGAUCGUCCUCGAAGCUGACGCGGGCAUGCCAGCAGAUUCCCGGCCUCGACCUGGCCCUAGGUGCCGCGAGCGACCUGCGUCGAGCCCGCCGCUGCCCGACCGCGGGAUCGCGGCGCGUCUUGACUGCGCUCUCGAGGCGUACCGCGAAGAAACUUCAGGAGAACACGUACGGGGGCAUAGCCAACUUGUUCGACCUGCGGUGCGCGACGGCCGGCACGGCGACCAACCCCAUUCAGUUGCAGCUAGACGCAGCGGUGAUGGGCCACCUGCGCGAGCAGUUCUCCCAGGGCACCGGAGCUCCCGCGCGCAAGGCGGGCCCCCCCGGGCAUGGCGCAGGCGGCGCCCCAUCGCUCGCGCCGGCCCCUUCCGCGGCCGUUCGUUGCGUUGGUAGCGAGCGCCCUCGUCGCCCAGACCUUUGGGAUCGCGGCGGCCGCGACGCCCCAUGCUUCGCGAUCGGCGUCGCGGGGCGCGCGCGGGCGGGCGGCCUCCUGACCCGCCUCCACGCCGGCCGCGGCGCCGCGCUGCCGCUGCUCGACCUGGCGCGCGCGACCUGGGUUGCCCUGUUCUCCCUGGCCGCGGUCGACGCGAGCCUCGGCGCUCUGAGGCCGCCCGAGAAGAGCGGCCUCUUGCCCGCGCAACCGCUGUGGGCCCCCGAGAUCGCCCAGCGCCGCGCCCCCGCCGCAGCGGCCAGCAUCAACGACGGGAUCUUGAAGAUGCCGCCCAUCGGGUGGUGCGGGGCGUGCCGCUCGCAGCUGCUCGCGGUUGGGCGCGCGGACUGCCCGCGCCGGGAGCUGCCGGAGUGGCCCGAGGGCUACGGCAAGCUGCUCCGAUUCCCGUUUGGCAUCUCCGACAUGAAGGCCCUCAAGCAGUUUGCGCGCGCCUUGUGGCAGCCGGACGGCACGGCGGCCUCGCUUCCGGACGGCUGCACCGACCGGGGCUUCCACCACCGCAGGGGCACCAGGUCGGUGAAGUCCAAGGGAUCGCCAUCCACGAUCUCGACCGUGUCGACAGACUCGUCGCUGAGUAUCUGGGAGAGGUUGAUGUGCGAGGAGCCAGCGCCGACUCCGCUCGAUGCAUCACUGCGGCCAUUCCUGCUGGGAGUCCGUUCUCCCGCGUUGGCGAGCUCCAUCGCGAGCUCAUCCUUUUACGCCUUGGACGCCUCUGCUGCUGCAACAGCCGCCGCAGCUGUCGCUUCCUUGCACUCUUCGAACCAGCGCUGCGCCUCGCCCUCCGUAUCCACGCAGCUCUGGAGCCACGCCUGCGCCUUGCGGCAUUCCAACCCCCCUGACCGAGAUGGAAGCCUCGAGCAGCUGACGCUGCGGCUUGCUGCGGCCCCAAGGCCCCCCUCCUGCACCUGGAGCUCCGCCUGGCCAGUGCCGCUGGACCCGACACGAGUCCCGAGCUGGGUCGGGAGAGCGGGUCAGCAGGUGGGCGUGCACCCGGUCGGCGGCGAAGGGCACCGUUGGUCCGCCCAGCUGUGGGCGGACGCGCAGGAUUGGUGCCUUGCGCACGAUAACUGCACGGGCAUAAUGCUCUACGUGGGCGCCCACGCGAUGAACUGCCACUACUGGUGCGGACGGCCGCAGUUCUGCGACGGCCCAAUAGUUGGCGACGAGGGCACGGAGUCGAGCGGAGAGUGGAACCUCUUCGCGAGGGGCGGACCCGAUGGCGCAUGCGGCGAGGACGGGGCCAGCGAGGGCGCGUCAGACGUUGGCCGCCUGCCCGAGGCCGCGGGCGAGCAGUGAGCCGCCCCUCCCGCGCGGCGCGCGUGCCGUACCUCUGCGUGGAGGUUGGCUGCGUGGCGGUUCGAAGGUAGGAAU